CCCCACCAAAACAACAAACAGACAGCAGCAGUUCGGUGAAGAGAACAAGAAAUUUAUCUUGGGCAGCAUGACAUCUGCUCAGGACCUUCUAAUCCUGGCACUGUAUGGUUUGUUACUAGAGCGACCGGCGGGAUGUCACGCAGCAGAUACGAGGCAACCAAGGCUACGUCUGUCACAUAAAGAGCUCUGGGAUUUAAACAGGACGUCAGUUUUUCGUAGCCCGUUCGGAUAUCUUGGACUUCAUAUUAUGCUGCUGGAUGAGUAUCAAGAGCGACUGUUCGUGGGAGGAAGAGACCUCUUGUAUUCCCUCAGUUUGGAUCGAAUCAGCGACAACUACCGAGAGAUCCAUUGGCCUAGUACACCUCUGCAGGCAGAAGAAUGCAUAAUUAAAGGAAGAGAUGCUGAUGAAUGUGCAAAUUACAUCCGUGUCCUUCACCGAUACAACAGGACCCAUCUUUUGGCUUGUGGAACAGGAGCUUUUGAUCCACUCUGUACUUUUAUAAGAGCUGGACAUCCAUCAGAGGAUCAUCUGUUUCAACUGGAAUCACACAAAUUUGAGAGAGGACGAGGCAGGUGCCCUUUUGACCCCAGUUCUUCCUUCACCUCCAUCUUAAUUGGUGGUGAACUCUUUACUGGUCUCUACAGCGACUACUGGGGGAGAGAUGCUGCUCUGUUUCGCUCCAUGAACCGCAUGGCCCAUCUUCGCACCGAGCCUGACAAUGAGCACCUGCUGAAAGAACCAAAAUUCGUUGGCUCAUACAUGAUUCCAGAUAAUGAAGACCACGAUGAUAACAAAGUAUAUUUCUUCUUUACUGAAAAAGCUUUGGAAGCUGAGACAAGCACUCAUGCCAUAUAUACCAGAGUGGGACGUGUAUGUGCGAAUGACAUGGGAGGCCAGAGAAUGCUCGUCAAUAAAUGGACCACUUUCCUCAAAGCCAGACUAGUUUGUUCUGUGCCUGGGAGAAAUGGAAUUGAUACACAUUUUGAUGAAUUAGAGGAUGUGUUUUUGCUGCAAACUCGUGAUAACAAAAAUCCAGUGAUAUUUGGCCUCUUCAACACGACAAGCAAUAUAUUUAGAGGAUAUGCUGUAUGUGUUUACCACAUGGCAAGUGUCCGAGCAGCUUUUAAUGGACCAUAUGCUCAUAAAGAAGGACCUGAAUACCACUGGGCUCUCUAUGAAAGAAAAGUACCUUAUCCUAGACCUGGUUCGUGUGCCAGCAAGGUGAACGGUGGGAUAUACACUACCACUAAAGACUAUCCUGAUGAAGCUGUCCACUUUGCCAGGAGUCACCCACUGAUGUAUCAGCCCAUCAGGCCUGUUCAUAAGAAGCCAAUACUAGUUAAAACAGAUGGAAAGUACAAUCUUAAACAAAUAGCAGUGGACAGAGUGGAAGCUGAAGAUGGGCAAUAUGAUGUUCUGUUCAUUGGCACAGAUAAUGGAAUUGUGCUGAAAGUCAUAACAAUUUACAAUCAAGAGACAGAAUCAAUGGAAGAAGUGAUUCUUGAAGAGCUGCAAGUAUUCAAGAUGCCAGUUCCCAUUAUUUCUAUGGAAAUCUCUUCAAAAAGGCAACAGCUCUACGUGGGAUCCGAGUCAGUCAUAGCUCAAGUGAAGUUCCACCAGUGUGACAUGUACGGCACGGCCUGCGCCGACUGCUGCCUGGCUCGGGAUCCCUACUGCGCCUGGGACGGGAUCUCCUGCUCCCGCUACUACCCCACAGCAGUGCAGGCAAAGAGACGUUUCCGCAGACAAGAUGUUCGGCACGGAAAUGCAGCGCAGCAGUGCUUUGGCCAGCAGUUCAUUGGUGAAGUUCUGGAGAAGACUGAGGAGCGACUUGUUUAUGGAAUAGAGUACAACAGCACCCUUCUGGAGUGCACCCCUCGGACCUUACAAGCAAAAGUCAUCUGGUUUGUCCAGCGAGCACAUGAAACUAAGAAGGAAGAGGUGAAGACCGAUGAUAGAAUAAUAAAAAUGGACCUUGGCCUUUUAUUCCUGAAGCUGCAUCGACUGGAUGCAGGGACUUAUUUUUGUCAGACAGUAGAACACAGCAUUGUUCACACUGUCAGAAAAAUCACCCUGGAAAUCGUCGAGGAGGAACGUGUAGAUGAAAUGUUCAAUAAAGACUAUGAGGAGGAGAUCCCUCACAAAAUGCCAUGCCCAAUGCAGAGCAGUAUACCUCAGGCUUCAAAGCCAUGGUAUAAGGAAUUUCUUCAACUGAUAGGUUACAGCAACUUCCAGAGGGUGGAAGAAUACUGUGAAAAAGUGUGGUGUACAGAUAAGAAGAGAAAAAAGCUGAAAAUGUCUCCAUCCAAGUGGAAAUAUGCCAGCCCUCAGGAGAAGAAGGCAAGGAUCAGGCCAGAGCAUUACCGGUUGCCCAGGAACAUAGCUGACUCUUGAUGGACAAAAUCCAUCCACUGUUUCUGAGCAAAAUUUUAUUUGGACUUAAGAGGGAGAAAUCAUUCCUGGUUUGAGUAAAUUUCACAGGUUUAUAUAUGUAAAAUAUUGGGACUGAAAGCAAAAAUGCUAUGGUAAGUUAUAUUGUACACUCAUGAUGACUGUUUAGAAGCAUUUUAAACAAAAUCUUCCCAACUAUCUGGUUCUAAGUAAGUAAAUCCAAUCAGAGUUCUGCAUUAGGGAGGAUGUGACAAUCUUCAGAUUCUGAGUGCUUGAAUCAGUUUUCUGUGCGGAUCGUGCUUGCGCUGUAUAUUAUUGCACAUGAUGGCAUAUUUAACAAAUCCAAAUAGCUAAACACUCACAAGUGGAUGAAAAGUGUAACACACUUCUUUGUUUCACAAAUUUCUCAUGCUUCUGAAACCAGCAUGUCUUAAGAUCUUAUUCUUUUUGGUUGAGACCUGAGUUCAUCGCCCAGAACAAUGAGUUGUGUUAACACAGUGUACUGCUACUUCUAAAGAUAAUGAAGGGAAAUACUAUUUACUUCCCACCUUUUUUUCAGUAUCAGCCAUUUAUGAAGUCCAGUGUGCUCCCACAGCUAAAUAUUAUUGCCUAGUAACUUCAUGUAAGCCACAUGCAUGCUGAGAACACAGGAAGAAUGAAAUUCAUCAGUUUAUUUAUAGAAGAAGUUGAAAAAAUGGUUUAGAUAGAAAACGAGUCCAUCUUGCAUCUGUGUGUUGCCUUAGUGGUGACACGAAUUAAGGGAUCGCCCUCUUGUGGCAAAAGAAAGCGAAACUAGACAUUUAAAUUACUUUUCUGAAGAAAUAUGUAUAAGCAAAGAAGUAUUACCGAGAUGCCCAGCUGGUUUGCUUUCAGCAGACACUUUUAGACGCUCCAUGUGCUAAAGCCACAGAUGUAGAAGGCAGUGUUGGAAGUAAUUUAUACUGGGAAGGCAGCAUUUUAAAUAAAUUAUACUUUAACUGUUUUUGGGGUAAAUGCAUUCAUAAAAAGUUAGGAUGCAGAUUAAAACAAAACCAGCAUUAUGCAGCUGUGUUUCUAUAUUUUCAGGAUCUAGUCCACAUAAACCUUUUUCUGAGGUGUGAUCUCUGCUCAAAAGGGCUGCUUCACUCCUCUUGGAAGUGAUCAUUUGUGAAUGAUACCAGGAAAGGAGAUCAAAAGAACUAAGUUGCUUACAAUCUAGGUAUUUCUAGACUGACUUAAAAAAAAAUUAUAUAUAUAUAUAUAUAUAUAUAUAUAUAUAUAUGUAUAUAUAUUUAUUUAUCUUUAAGAAAACUUGCUUUGAGAAACCAGAUUCAGAAAAUGCAGAAAACCUAGCAUUUCAAUACGAGUUAAAUGUAAACAAAAAUGAGUCACAAAUGAGUUGACUUCUAAAAUAAGAACAUGAUGCCAGUAGGAAAUAGCCAGGCUGAUCCAAAUUUCUAAGCCAUGAAGAAAAUAUACAAAGGAUUCAUCACCUACAAAGAGUUUCAUGUUGAGCUUCAACUUCUAAUCUGGGAAGAGUGGGGAUUAACAGCCUGGGAAACAGGGAUUUGUGGUUUGCUGUGUUACCAAGCAGGCUGUUUGUGAGAGGAACUCACAGCUGCUGGCAGGAGCAGGGGGCUUUGCUGUGCUCCUCUGGGAGCAGAGACUGACCCGGUGUUUGGAAGGAGAACAUGGCACACUGUCAGCAACCAGAGUGCGAGGAAAACGGGGUUUCACCUGGUGUGGGUUUAGCAGCAGAUGAAUCUUCAUCAGCCUGUUAAGGGAAUCAGUGUGUCUGAGGGUUUGCACCUCGUUUAGCUGCAGUUUGUCCCUAAGAGACGGGGCCGGACACUCUGCAGAUCCUUGCAUGAAUCCAUGCAAUUGCUGGCUUUGGUCUGAGAGAGGAGAUUGGAUAAACUCAUGUUUCUGGGACAGUUUGUUGGAACUUAGUUGCAUUUAGGAUGUUUACAGCUGUAUGGAAACCACCAGCACUGAGAGCUGUGGCAGAGAACACACACAGAACAAGCAUCCCUGAUCUAAACCUAAUCCCCUAUACAAACCUCAUCGACACCCUUGGUGAAAAAUUUUAAAACACUACUAAAAUCCUUUUCUGAUGAAUUAUGGAGUCCCCUUCUUUUAAAGAACAACAGGAGUUAUUUUUUACAUUUGAUUCAUUUGCAAGUAUCUAGUGCUAAAUGUAUCAUUCAUGAAGUAUUAGAAAGGAAUUACAGCAUCUCAGCCUCAUGGAACAAAUAUAACUUUGUGUCCCCUUCUCUGAGAUUUCAGGUAGAAAUCAUGUUAUAUGGAAAUCAGGAUUCUUGAUUUAAUAUGAGACUAUAUUUUUAGUGACCAAUUCCUUUAGUGUUUACAUGUGGAGAAUUGCAUUACCUCUUUAUUUGCCUUUUAAAACUUAAAUUUUUACCUUACACCUUGCGCCUUUCAUGGUUGCAAUGCCUAUGAGAAUUCAGAACUACAAGGUCUUGUUCAAAGAGUGCUCUGACAUCUAUGGAAGAAGAGAAAGAGUGACAAUGUAUUUUGGAAGGAUAUGCACAAAUGUGCAUUUACCACAAUGCUAUUUAAAAUGCUUCUUUGUAUAUUUGGGGGCCAUUGUCUGCUUCUUAUCAUUAUGAGUUUGAUGUAUUUUGUAUGUGCAUGAAGUGGUCAAAUUAUAAAUAUAAUUAAGAACCAUA
Poecile atricapillus (Black-capped chickadee) is the source of this 5061-nucleotide messenger RNA. Its product is annotated as semaphorin-3E. The transcript has 18 exons. The record is from RefSeq and is a predicted model, not a curated record. Gene Ontology annotation, biological process: positive regulation of cell migration; negative chemotaxis; negative regulation of axon extension involved in axon guidance. Lineage: Eukaryota; Metazoa; Chordata; Aves; Passeriformes; Paridae. Gene Ontology annotation, molecular function: semaphorin receptor binding; chemorepellent activity. The coding region runs from base 68 to 2395 and encodes 775 amino acids.